Globicephala melas (long-finned pilot whale) is the source of this 1978-nucleotide messenger RNA. RefSeq names its product developmentally regulated GTP binding protein 2 (gene DRG2). Gene Ontology annotation, molecular function: GTPase activity; GTP binding. Gene Ontology annotation, biological process: cytoplasmic translation. The record is from RefSeq and is a predicted model, not a curated record. Gene Ontology annotation, cellular component: cytoplasm. Lineage: Eukaryota; Metazoa; Chordata; Mammalia; Artiodactyla; Delphinidae.
GCGGGCGGAACCAAUAGCAUCUGGCACUGCGCUCGACGUCGCCCGCCCGGAGUCUGCAUCCAGGUGCUCCGGCCGCACGCGGACGCCGUUCUCGGUAGGCUUCCGGCGCACGCUGAUCUGCAGCCGCCGACGGGCCGGAGUUCGCGGAGCCGCUGCAGUCUGUCUCGCCUGUGCGCCUGGUUCAGCCGCCGCCAUGGGGAUCCUGGAGAAGAUCUCCGAGAUCGAGAAGGAGAUCGCCCGCACGCAGAAGAACAAGGCCACCGAGUAUCACCUGGGCCUGCUGAAAGCAAAACUCGCCAAGUAUCGGGCCCAGCUCCUGGAACCCUCCAAAUCGUCCUCAUCCAAAGGCGAGGGCUUCGAUGUCAUGAAGUCGGGCGACGCCCGCGUGGCGCUGAUCGGCUUCCCCUCUGUGGGUAAGUCCACCUUCCUCAGCCUGAUCACCUCCACGGCCAGCGAGGCUGCGUCCUAUGAAUUCACAACCCUGACCUGCAUCCCUGGGGUCAUUGAAUACAAAGGCGCCAACAUCCAGCUCCUGGACCUCCCUGGGAUCAUCGAAGGCGCAGCACAAGGGAAGGGCCGUGGCCGGCAGGUGAUCGCCGUGGCACGCACAGCCGACGUCGUCAUCAUGAUGCUGGACGCCACCAAGGGAGAGGUGCAGAGGUCCCUGCUGGAGAAGGAGCUGGGGUCGGUCGGCAUCCGCCUCAACAAGCACAAGCCCAACAUCUACUUCAAGCCCAAGAAAGGAGGCGGCAUCUCCUUCAACUCGACGGUCACGCUGACCCAGUGCUCAGAGAAGCUGGUGCAGCUGAUCCUGCACGAGUACAAGAUCUUCAACGCGGAGGUGCUGUUCCGAGAAGACUGCUCCCCGGACGAGUUCAUAGACGUGAUCAUGGGCAACCGCGUGUACAUGCCCUGCUUGUAUGUUUAUAACAAAAUCGACCAGAUCUCAAUGGAGGAAGUGGACCGCCUGGCCCGGAAACCUGACAGCGUGGUCAUUAGCUGCGGCAUGAAGCUGAACCUGGACUAUCUGCUGGAGAUGCUCUGGGAGUACCUGGCCCUGACCUGCAUCUACACCAAGAAGAGAGGCCAGAGGCCGGACUUCACAGACGCCAUCAUCCUCCGGAAAGGGGCCUCUGUGGAGCACGUGUGCCACCGCAUCCACCGGUCACUCGCCAGCCAGUUCAAGUACGCGCUGGUGUGGGGCACCAGCACCAAGUACAGCCCGCAGCGGGUGGGCCUGACCCACACCAUGGAGCACGAGGACGUAAUCCAGAUCGUGAAGAAGUAGUGGCCCCGCCCCCGCCCCCGCCCCCAGUGGGACUCACCAGAGCCUAAAGUGGGGAAAUACAAAUGCACCCCAGGAAGGGGUCUCUCGUGUCUCUGCUGCUUGCAGAAAUUUCUUCAAUGGGCAGAUGGUGGACAGCAUGCUGGGGCCUUAGGACGAGGUUGGGGCUGGGCUGGGCUGGCGGUGUUUCCCAUGAGACUGGACUCUGGAAGGGGUCCUAUUUGGGUCCCUGGGCCUGCGCCUUCUCCCCCCCCUCCCCGCGCCUUCCAGUGCAGAAUGAGCAAGCUGCCCACCUGUCCCCAGCUAGGGCCUAGUGCAGAUGGCUGGCUUGAUGCCGUGGGCCUACUUGGGUCCCUGGCGGCCCCUCAGCUCCUGCCGGUUUUUCUGGUUCUCAGGGAGGGGGCUGCCCAGGACAAAACCCCCUAUCCACCCCCCACCCCAGGGCUGCCCCGUGAUGGAAACCAGAGAUCUGGGGCUUUAAAGGCCCAGCUCAUGCCCUCCACAGCCUGACCAGUCCCGAAGGGCCACCCCUUCCCAGGGCACCCCCUGCCCAGCACAGAGCCCAGGACCCAGCCCGGUGCAGAUACCUGGGGUGGCGGAUUUGGAGUCUGGGCUCUGCGUUUUCUCUAAAUACCACCCCACCCUGCACCCCCAAAUCUCUCGGCUCUCCUUCCUGAAAUAAAAAGUGGAAAC